Rhopilema esculentum is the source of this 3664-nucleotide messenger RNA. RefSeq lists its product as uncharacterized. Gene Ontology annotation, cellular component: plasma membrane. Gene Ontology annotation, biological process: G protein-coupled receptor signaling pathway. Lineage: Eukaryota; Metazoa; Cnidaria; Scyphozoa; Rhizostomeae; Rhizostomatidae. Gene Ontology annotation, molecular function: G protein-coupled receptor activity. The record is from RefSeq and is a predicted model, not a curated record.
GUAAGUGAAAAUUUGCAGUGAUAUCAAAAGAGACUGGCAACAUUGGGUGCAAACAAGCAACGAUAUUUCGAUUGUAUGAUAUAUUAUUAUUUUGCACGUUACAACGCCUACCAAAUGUGUAAUUCAAUGUUGCAGGGUUCCCAAGGAGAAGGAGGGCACUUUUUUCGUUAUCACAAUAUACCUUUAGCUCAUCAAGCACUUGCUUUUUGAAGCAACUAAGAGUCGGUAGUCUCUGAUACAAACACGUAAUUAAGCAAAAAUGCUCUUAACUUGAUGGUUUUCUGCAAGCAAUAUGUUGAUAUUUCUUUGCCCUGUAAGUAUCCGAGAAUCGUCAUGUCAAUCUCGAUGUAGAAAGGGAGCCCGAAAACGAUCCCUGAGGAGCUAAAUAUUGUUUGCCAAAACUUUUUAGAUGCAAAUAUGAAUAUUAUUACUCCAAUAUCAAUCUCCCUAGCGAUCACCCUAAGAUGCAGUUUAUUAAAAUUUCCUUUUCUGUUCAGUUACUAUAUCGAUCUUGCAGACAUAGCGAUUAAGGUUCCUUGAAGUUGCUUCGCGGUACUUGCAUGGAUGUCAUUUUAUCCAUACAUCGAUUCAAAUCUACCAUUUUUGUAAACGAUAAGGUGCAAGUUGGAAAUUAUUUGCAACAGUUCUAUACUAAAUUUCUUGUAACUCGCAAAGAUUUACUGUCUCAAUUUGCGUGUUGUAACCGGCACGUAGGCUAUUCUUCAUCAAAUCUGAUCGAAUAGUCUCUCGAGCUGUAUGAUUUAAAGGGAUAUUGUUCCCAGAUUCUCCCAUUUUUCUGAAGGUUUUUGUUGUGUCGUGUGAAGGUGGGUCUUUUGAUUCCGAUGUAGAACCCACGGGACUGAAGUAUUAUGUGUUUGGUGGAGUCGUGCAAAGCCUUGGUGGAUAAAAUAAGUUGUAUGCUUUUGAACGUUAUGCUUCUGGCCUUUGCAUGAGAAGUAUGAAACGUUAGUGCUGCUAUUGCAACCGGGAUCGCAACCCUAUUUGCUUUGUUAAAACAUUUUUAGGAUAAGGAAAUCCAAAUGGCUCAUGUAGCUAUUUACUAAUUAGAGUGCGUGCACUGAAGGAGUAUUAAAGCCGGGCUCAACCCCAGCGUGAAGUUGGAUUUUCACGACGCUAAAACUUGGUUCAACCCAGGUUCAACUUUAAUCUCGAGCUGGAUUUUCCCAAUCCAGGCCAAAUCAAGGUAUUUCAAACGACAAACAUGAAACUUAGGUUUUGUUCAGGUUCAACUCAACCUUGGGAUAAUUGAAUUUGCCGGGCAGCGAUCCAUGGACCAUUGCUCAUUGAAUUUGAUCCUCUUGAGCUUUAAAACUUUUAAGGCUUUUCUAUCCAGAUUGUCACAUUUGAAGGAUGUUUUUUGUAAUGUCGUGAAAAGAUUUUUCUUGGGAGAGUACAUAAUAUAUUCAAAAUGCAUCAAAGAAGUACUUUGUAGCACUUUCAGUGUCUUUGAAUAGAAGUGUUGCGCUGUUUUAAGGAUUUGUUUGAAUCGAACCUCUUGUGAGCGAAGGCUUAGCGGCAAAUUAUAACGACAAUACAAAGGCGCGGAAGAGGAUUAAAGAAUUCAGCAAGAAUAAUCACAAUCAGUAGUAUUCAACAUUUAAUUCUUCAUGCCUGGCAAGCAGGUGGUGCUUAUGAUCAAAUGUGCUCGCUUUGCUAGAUUUCUUUGAAUAUCGGUUUGUCAUAUCGGCUUGGUACCACGGAUAUUCAAAAACCCACUUUCAACAGACAACUUCAUUUGGGGAUAUUGGUUUCCACUCAAAUGUACUGUAUUUAUUUCAGGUAUCAUAUUCAUGUCUUCAUUGAAAAAUCGACAUUAUAUGUAUUAUGUACUGUGACGUGAAUUUGCUGCUGCUAGUGUUUGCCUGUUGCAAAUGUUUUGUCACCAUGACAGUAACUAAAAUUCUGGAAAAUCUUAAAUUGAUUUCCUUCUCGAUACUGGUUCAGUUAAGUAUUGGAUUAAAAUUUACUUAGCAUUCAAGGAAAAAGAAGGACGUGUUAUUUUGUGGCUUAAACUUCAUCAUUGCCAAACAUUUCCCUGCAGCUAUUUUUAGUGCGUGAGAGAAUUUUGAUCGUCUUAAUUAGAGUGAGCAAGCGACCAAGCUCUCCUUGCUGCUUGGAAUGGCUUUGAGAAACCGAUUUGGUUUAUUUAGAAACACACUCUCAAAUUUUACGUCUUUGAGGCAUAACUUUACUAAUAUCAAAAAUGGAAGUGCUUUUGAUUUAUUGCCAAAUAUAGUGACAGGAAAGGUGAUACUGUUCGAGAGAUGGGAUUUCAAAUACUUGUACCAUUUAAUGAUAACAGUUGCGUUUGUUGCUGUUUUCCUCAACUGCUACAUCCUUUCUUUGGUUGUCCGCACCAAGAAAUUACGUCAUAAACACAAUAUCUUCCCAAUAAACUUGACACUGUCCGAUGCAUUUGUCGGGUUCGUUGUAAUUCCGUUGUUUGUCAUUGGACAAUAUAUGCUUGAGGACACCUUGUUUGAUAGAUUUCUUGAGUCUUCGCGUGUUUAUCACAUCAGCAGCGUGACACUCAUGUUCAGUAGCCUUGUUAAUAUCUAUAGCGUAGCUGCGAUUGUCGUUGAGCGCUUGGUUGCAAUUUGCCUUCCAUUCAAACAUCGCCAGAACUUCACGCGUUCGAAAGCAACGGUUACAGUUCUGGCAAUAUGGAUCCUAUCGAUACUGUUUGCCGCGUUUUCAUUUUUUGUGUACGAAAAGUUUUAUACUACAAGUCAUGUUGAUUCAGCGUUAGAUGCUAUCUUGCUUGUUUUGUCAGUAGUUAAAUCGGAGCGGAAGUACAAGGGUUACGAAGAUAGCUUUAUUUGGAUAUGCUUGGCGGGUUCUCUAACUGCUGGUUCCGGACUUGUUGCAACUCAAGUUGUGUUAUGCAGAAGACGCAGAGCGUCGAACAUUCGUCGUUCAGCUACGCAAAAUGUCACGAGAAGAAGCGAAGAGAUCAAGGCUACAGUGAUGCUUUCGUUGAUGUUUAUGGCGAUUAUCAUCUGGCUUAUUCCGAUAAUAAGAGGAAGGAAAUUGCUAAAUAGAGAAUUGUCAAUGUAUCUAUACUUGGGUAGAUUCUGCCUGUCUAUCGUCAACCCAAUAUUAUAUACGCUCCUAAAGCAGGACAUCCGGACAGCCGCUGCAAAAGACUUUCGCGCCUUGAACAACUUUAUACUGCGAUCUUUCUGCAGGCGCUGUAUCCAUACCUCCGUUACAUCCACGACGCGCGCAAACAAAAACAACAAAAGAAGUGUUUCAAGUAAAUCUGACAUCUCAACAACAGAGAUAUAAAAUUUUAAAAAGAGUUUGAGAAGCGUGUCCGGUGGAAGGAGUUGUUAGCAAGAUUUCUACUCUGAUUUCGUUUAUUUGGUUUCUCGAACACCCUCAUAAUCAUGACGUUGGAAUCUGCGUCUUUGCAGUCAGAUCUUGAUUUCCUUUAGAAGUUUUGUCCUUGUAAGCUUACACUGAGUAUUAAUCGCGGGAUUUUUUCAAUUGAGAAUGUACUACCUACUUGUUUGCUUUGUACCAAUUGUUCGGUUUUGAUACAAACAGAAUUUCGUACCAGGCAAGCAAACAGCAGAAUAAACAAACACUAGGUCAUAAUAUUUUCUCUUCCCCUGAAAUCGAAGAUCGGACUUGGUUUAUU